Messenger RNA from Calypte anna (Anna's hummingbird), 1107 nucleotides. It is a transcript of the gene MRPS22, whose product is annotated as mitochondrial ribosomal protein S22. Gene Ontology annotation, molecular function: structural constituent of ribosome. The record is from RefSeq and is a predicted model, not a curated record. Lineage: Eukaryota; Metazoa; Chordata; Aves; Apodiformes; Trochilidae. Gene Ontology annotation, cellular component: mitochondrial small ribosomal subunit.
GGGGCGGUGCAAGAUGGCGGCGCUCGGGGCGCUGAACGCGGUGCUGGUGCCCACGCGCCUGGCGCGCGUAGCGGGAGCGCUGUGGGGCUGGCACGCGCGCCGGGGGCUCGGGCAGGAGGCAGGGGCCGCCGGUGAAGGAAAACCCGCCAAGCCUUCCUUCACGGAUGAAGCGGUUCAGAACCUGCUGUACAAAAUGACAGGGAUCAACCUGCAGAAAGUUUUUAGGCCGGUGAAAAAGGAGCUUACACCGCCCAAGUACAAGCUGAUGACAGAAGCUCAGUUGCAAGAGGCCACAAGAAAAGCCAUUGAAGAAGCUAAAGAAAAAUUAACCAUGCCCCCUGUUUUGAAUGAACGAAAGCCCAUUGAUGAUAUCUUAGCAGAAGACAGAUUCCUUGAAGGAACUGAAACUACAAAAUAUUUUACAGAUUUAACUUACUCCACUCCACAUCGUGAACGUUUCAUUGUAGUUAGAGAAACAAAUGGUGUAUUACGCAAAGCAACCUGGGAAGAACGAGAUAGAAUGAUACAGAUAUUCUUCCCACAAGAAGGGCGCAGAGUUAUUCCCCCAGUGUUAUUCCAGGAUGAACACCUUGGACUGUGUUUCAAGCAAGACCGUCAUGAGGAUGUCCUUAACAUGUGCAUUGCUCAGUUCGAGCCAGAUUCACCUGACUAUAUCAGAGUUCAUCAUCGGACAUAUGAAGACAUUGACAAACAUGCCAAGUAUGAUCUGUUGCGGUCAACACGACACUUUGGGGGAAUGGUGUGGUAUCUAGUGAACAGAAAGAAGACUGAUGGCUUAUUAAUAGAUAUGAUCCACAGAGACUUGCUGGAAGAUGCUACAGUUUGAUUACCAUUGUAUCAUAUGCUCCAUCCUGAAUGUCAAUCCGCAAAAGCUAAAGAAGGGAAACUUCAAGGAGUUGAUCUGAUCAAGGUAUUUGUGAAAACUGAAUCACAGAAAGAAGGUUAUAUACAACUGGCCCUCCAGGCUUAUGAAGAAGCAAUGGCUACUUCUACAGCAUCAUGAAAUAAACCUUACCUCAUCAUAAUUUUCAGUCUGUUUAAUAAACAUCUCUGUACAGGAUUACACAAUAAAUACUUUAAACAACU